CGGUAAAGUUGUUCCACCGAGCAUCGAAAAUUUGAAGCCAGGCUCUACAAAUGUAAUAUAGACGCGUAAAGUGGAUACUCUAGUGUACGAUACCAGAAAUUUAGGACCAUAUAGUUAUUUCACUAAAGCCAGCAUAUCGACCAGCGGUCAGUGAUGUUGGGAAUCCUGGCUGGUUUCGUAGCAGCGGUGCUACUGCUGAUAGUUGUCAAUUGGAUCCUGUCGUCUAAACCUGUCAGCCUGCAUGGAAAGCAUGUGCUCAUCACUGGGGGAUCAAGUGGUAUCGGUAAGUUUUUGGCGAUCGAAGCGGCCAAGGCUGGUGCCUCGCUCACCCUGCUGGCCAGAAACCAAGAACGCCUGUCCGAAGCCAAAAGCGAAGUCGAGCCAUAUCUCACACCGAAGCAGAGAAUCGUCUGUGUUUCGGUCGAUCUAUCGAAAGACUACCACCAGGUUGAGCAUGCGUUCCGACAAGCAGAAGAGAUCCUCGGACCCGUGUUCAUGCUCGUGAACGCCGCGGGAGCGUCCGUCAGCGAGCGAUUCGACGAAACGCCCGUCGACGACUUCCGCCGGCUCAUGGAGGCAAACUACCUGAGCGCCGUCUACGCGACGAGGGCAGUCCUACCCGAGAUGAAGCGUGCCGGAGGAGGCCGCGUUGUCUUCCUCUCCUCGCAGGCCGGCCAGCUCGGCGUCUACGGCUACGCGGCGUACUCCGCGUCGAAGUUCGCGCUGCGGGGUUUCGCCGAAGUGCUGCAGAUGGAGGCGAAGCCAUACGGCGUCGCCGUGACGCUCAGCUUCCCUCCCGACACGGACACGCCCGGCUUCCGGAAGGAGCUCGAGAUGGGGAAGCCGAAGGAGACGCUGCUGAUAUCGGACACGUCCGGAGUCUUCGCGCCGGACCACGUCGCGCGCGUGCUGCUGCGGGACGCGCUGCGAGGACGCUUCCUCAGUUAUAUCGGGCUGGACGGGUUCCUGCUGGCGACGGUGACCUGCGGGGUCGCGCCCGUGUCGUCUCUGCUCGAGGUUGUCGUGCAGGUUCUAACCAUGGGACUGUUUCGAAUCGUCUCUCUGUUCUACCUGAGUAGUUUCGAUAGAAUCGUUUCAAAGUGCUUGAAGGAAAGGAUGGAAGAUGAGAAGAAGCGGUGAAUGUGAGUGUUUACGAUGUGCAUGCAAGUACAGUCAACCUCGCUUAAUUCGUCAUCACUUUAUUCGUAGAAUGACUAAUUCGUACAAAAGCAUAUGGUCCAAAUAUUUCUCUUCUUUAUUCCCUUUAAUUUCCGUUGUAUAAUUCGUAAUUCGUACAAAAUUCUCUGGUUCAAUUAACAUUAUUCAAUUAAAAAUGACACGCGUAAUUCGUAGGGGAUGUUUGUUUAUGCAAGCAACAUUUUAUCUUUGAGAAUAUUUAUAAACACUGCCACUCGCUGAACAACUAAAAUCAAUAAGCCAGUUCGUAGUUGAGCAUGCGCGAGAUGCGCGAACUUUUGCCAAAGGUCAAUUGUACAUAAACCGGUCGCUGUGUCUCCGUUCUGUGUGAUAGCAAGUGGAACCCUACGGGCCUACGUACUGUAUUUGUCCAAGUUUGAAAUGAAAUAAAAUUUAACCGAGAUUUGCUCAAUAUAGAAUGUGCGUAAACUUCAAUAUAAUAAUCUUUAUACAUGUAGAACAAAUACAUGUAUGUUAUUUUCCAUAGCUUCUGUGUAACAUGCAUAAAUAUUAUGUAGUAUACGGCAAGUGCGUACGCGCGAUCCAGCUGUUCAGCUAUGUACAAAUAACUUUGUAAAAACUUUCAUUCAUAAAUCGACACACGGCCGUCGGCUUUCAUUUACACGAAUUAUGUAUCUAUUUCGUGGUUUCUACGGAUUAAAUAGAAUUCGUUAAAAAUACGAAUUAAGUCUAAUUCGUUGAUUACGUCAUUUAUAGAAAAUGCUGUGGUCCUGUCUGGUACGAAUUUUAAAAGCGAGUUUGUUGACUGUACUUUGUUUUGACAAAUUUUUGAUAUUGUUUAGAUGAUAGUAGAACAUUGUAAAGCAAUGUUCACAAUAAUGUCUCAUUGCCAUGUUUAUGAUAUGAUAAUUCAGUUUAUUUUCUUGAAUUGACUGAUGAUCAUAUAAUGUAAAUCAACUUGAUUUGUGUAUUCCUAUAUCAUGCUAUAUAUAAUUCCCACAAUAAACAGAUACAAGUUAAAAAAUUUGUAUAUAUUAUAUAAUAAUACUAUAUAUAUGGUAAUAUUUUAAUUUAGUUACAAAACUAAAAUGGUAUGUCCAUUAAUUGGUACAUUUUACAAGUGGUACAUUGCACUUUCGCCAAACACUUUCGCCAAAGUUAACGUCCAAAGUCCUCCGCGUUGCGGAAUAUUCGUGAAAAUCGCGGAAUUUGCGUGAAUCGCGAAAAACGCAGUUUUGGAAAA
Messenger RNA from Priapulus caudatus, 2401 nucleotides. Its product is annotated as 3-ketodihydrosphingosine reductase-like. The record is from RefSeq and is a predicted model, not a curated record. Gene Ontology annotation, biological process: sphingolipid biosynthetic process. Gene Ontology annotation, cellular component: endoplasmic reticulum membrane. Bases 154 to 1140 code for a protein of 328 amino acids. The transcript is spliced from 3 exons. Gene Ontology annotation, molecular function: 3-dehydrosphinganine reductase activity. NCBI's taxonomy places the organism in Eukaryota, Metazoa, Priapulida, Priapulimorpha, Priapulimorphida, Priapulidae.